CCUUGAAAUUUGUGUUAUUCAUAGUGCAGCAGGGAUUUUGGAGCAAAUGCUCCGCGGAAGUAGAGCAGUAUUCAAGCAAUGUUCAGCAGGCUUAAUAAGAAUUACAGUUUACUCCUGGUUGAAGAGAAUGGUUUUGGAACGUAAACAGAGUUUGGGUCAAGAUAACCUGCAAAUCUGCGCGGUUGAAUUCUUGCCCAGAUGACACGCCGGGUGGCCCGGCGUUCAUACAGCGGGCGAAGGGAGACUGCGUGUAGCCUAAUGGCUUGUUAAUGUCUUUAUUUUAUAUUUGUCUAAUAUCCACUGAGAUUAAGGUUUGUCCUUAAAAGGAAAAAUAAAAUGUGAAAAUUGUUUUUAUUUUUUCACGUCGUUACUGUUAUCCAGAAAGAGUCGCAGAAAUCGAAGCUACACUCGGUGUUUGUUUUUCUGGUUUUUUCGCUUUUUCAAGGGACCUGGAUUUAAUACAGCGCAGCAUGGAUAUAACAUGUGCAUUUUCUAUUGCAUAAAAGAACACACAUUUCUAAUACAAUGAACAUUACUCCCCCCGUUUAUUUCGGUGGGAACCAAAAGGCAAUGACUUAAGCUGACUAUUGAGACCCAGUAAUUCAACUUGGAGCAAUCAUCGAUGUCUAGGCAACCCUUAAAUCCAGUUUCACCGCUUCUUUCAUGGUAGGCCAGUGUCUUUGUAUUAACAUAAUUACGGUAAAUAAUUGGUGACGUAAGGACACACCUUCUCUCAUGUGGCCGGCGAACGCUGCUUCGGAAGGUCAUCUGAAGCCGAGGCGGAGAUUCUGCUCCUGCCGUAGUAACCGCAUUACCGGCGGACCGUCAGAGCGCACGGCGUUUCACACCCAGCGAGGCAGGCGCGCAAGCUGGGGCUGCGCUCCGCGCAACGUCUGCCUUAACUACUGGAGACUGCAAGGAAUGGGAUAUAUAAAGAUAUCGUAAAAUAUUUCCGUAUCAUCUUGUAGCAGUAUUGUCCAGGGCAAUGCGGACUCCGUCCUCAUAGAGGCCCGGACCCGAGGCUGUCCCAUGGCCUCAGGGCCUCAGAAAGACACAGGAAACCCUGCCGAGUCCAAGAAGAUGGAGCCUCGAGUCAAUGAGAAAAAAUGCUCAUGGGCGUCCUACAUGACAAACUCCCCUACUGUCAUCGUGAUGAUUGGCCUGCCGGCGAGGGGAAAGACCUACAUAUCUAAGAAGCUGACGCGAUACCUCAACUGGAUAGGCGUGCCCACCAAGGUGUUCAACCUGGGUGUGUACCGGCGAGAGGCAGUCAAGGCCUACAAGUCCUAUGACUUCUUCCGGCACGACAAUGAGGAGGCCAUGAAAAUAAGGAAGCAGUGUGCACUGGUGGCCCUGCAGGAUGUGAAGUCGUACCUGAACGAGGAGGGGGGGCAGAUAGCGGUCUUUGAUGCCACAAACACCACCAGGGAGAGGAGGGACCUCAUCUUGGAUUUUGCGAAAGAGAAUGCGUACAAGGUGUUUUUUGUGGAGUCUGUGUGUGAUGACCCAGAAGUCAUUGCUGCCAAUAUUCUGGAAGUGAAGGUGUCCAGUCCAGAUUACCCAGAGAGACACCGGGAGAGAGUGAUGGAUGACUUCCUGAAAAGAAUUGAGUGUUAUAAGGUCACAUACCAGCCACUGGAUCCAGACGAAUAUGACAAGGACACCUCCUUCAUCAAGGUGAUCAACGUGGGCCGGCGUUUCCUGGUGAACCGCGUGCAGGACUACAUCCAGAGCAAGAUCGUGUACUACCUGAUGAACAUCCACGUGCACUCACACUCCAUCUACCUGUGUCGCCAUGGCGAGAGUGACCACAACGUGCAGGGCCGCAUCGGGGGCGAUUCCGAGCUGUCCACCCGCGGGAAGCAGUUUGCACAUGCGCUGAGAGGGUUUAUAGAGGAGCAGAGGCUGCUGGAUCUGAAGGUGUGGACCAGCCAGCUGAGGAGGACCAUUCAGACAGCUGAGGAGCUGAGCGUUCCCUACGAGCAGUGGAAGAUCCUCAAUGAGAUUGAUGCUGGCGUUUGUGAGGAGAUGACCUACAAGAUGAUCCAGGACUCGUUCCCAGAGGAGUUCGCCCUCCGGGACCAGGACAAGUACCACUACCGCUACCCCGGGGGGGAGUCCUACCAGGACCUGGUGCAGCGGCUGGAGCCGGUGAUCAUGGAGCUGGAGCGGCAGGGCAACGUUCUGGUCAUCUGCCACCAGGCCGUCAUGCGCUGCCUGCUCGCAUACUUCCUGGACAAAAGCGCAGAUGACCUGCCCUACCUGAAGUGCCCCCUGCACACGGUCCUCAGGCUCACCCCAGUGGCGUACGGUUGUAAAGUGGAGAUGUUUUACCUGAAUGUGGAGGCAGUGAACACGCAUCGCGACCGGCCUUUUGACAGCAUUCGGAAGGAUGCCGCCCCCCACCUGCUCCGCCGGAACAGCUACACCCCCCUGUCCACCCAUGACCAGGUCAAGCGGCCGCGACUCUACAGUGCAGGGAACCGACCCUGGCUCCCUCUCGCCCCCUCCCCAUCAGCCCUGCUGUUCUCUGACGCACCAGAGGGGGCGCUGCUGCUGCAGCAAAGCCAGGAGUCCCUGUGUGAGGGAAUCGACUGUGACAGUCCAGAGGAAGGUGGCGACUGUGUCCACUUCUAAACAGAAUUCAGAAGCUUUCCCCCGCUGCUCUCCGCGGGACUCUGCCCUCCUCCUCCCUGGCUCCAGCUCUGGCCGUCCAGCGCCUCUCUGACCCGGGACGCUCUGAGUUUGAGGCCUCCUUCAUGACAGCUUCUCUUUAAUCGGUCUGCAUGUUAGACUGUCUCCACCAGCUGCCAACGCACAAGAGGAAAAACAGUGCAUGAGACGCAAUCAACCUCAUCAGUGUAAAGAUGCCUUAUUCCCAUGAAUGUAAACCCUGCAGGAGAGACA
Molecule: messenger RNA, 2907 nt
Organism: Megalops cyprinoides (Indo-Pacific tarpon)
Lineage: Eukaryota; Metazoa; Chordata; Actinopteri; Elopiformes; Megalopidae
Product: 6-phosphofructo-2-kinase/fructose-2,6-bisphosphatase 2-like
Exons: 16
Coding region: 1030-2637 (535 amino acids)
Biological process (GO): fructose 2,6-bisphosphate metabolic process; fructose metabolic process
Cellular component (GO): cytosol
Molecular function (GO): fructose-2,6-bisphosphate 2-phosphatase activity; 6-phosphofructo-2-kinase activity; ATP binding
Source: RefSeq, a predicted model, not a curated record